ACGCAGCUGGCCCCGCUCUCUGAGAGCGAGCAGUGUGAAUGGGCGGAAAAGUAAUGGCAGGCGGCGGCGAGAAGCAAGAAAAAAAGCGAGGCGAGCCGAGGGGAGCAGGCAAAUCGAAGCAAGAAAGCGGGGGACGAGCAGAGCCUGCAGCUAGCCGUCGCCGUCGCCGCCGCCGCAGGUUACGGCUUGUUGUUAGGGUUUGACGCUGUUGGGCGCGUCGAGCUGCGGAGGCGGGGGCGGGAGGGGCGGCGAGAUGAUGGAGGCGGGCGGAGCGGGAGGGAGGGACGAGAGGGUGCAGCAGUGGGGCGCGCAGGAGGCGCGGGAUCUGAUCGCGGCGCGCGGGGAGAUGGAGCGGGAGGCCGUUGCCGCGCGCCGCAGCGUCAAGACGAUGUGGGAGGCGGUGGCCGCGCGGCUCCGGGAGCGCGGUUACCGCCGCACCGCCGACCAGUGCAAGUGCAAGUGGAAGAACCUCGUCAACCGCUACAAGGGGAAAGAAACUUCUGAUCCAGAAAACGGUAGACAUUGUCCUUUCUUUGAAGAGCUGCAUGCAGUCUUCACAGAGCGCGCUAGAACUAUGCAACGCCAACUCCUUGAGUCUGAAUCUGGAGCCUCUGUUAAAAAGAAACUGAAGCGACCUAGUGGUGACCUGUCAUCUAGGGAAUCUGAUGAUGAGGACGAUUGCGGUGAAGAAAGCGAAGAUGACAACCCCAUGCAUAGCAGAAAGAGGAAAGCUGAUGACAAGAAGCAACAAUCGCAACAAAUGUCAAGAGCAGGAAUUUCAAGCAUCCAUGACCUGUUGCAGGAUUUCCUGGUGCAGCAACAGCAGAUCGACAUCCAGUGGCGGGAGACGAUGGAGAGGCGUGCCCAGGAGCGGCUUGUUUUUGAACAAGAAUGGCGGCAGUCGAUGCAGAAGCUGGAGCAUGAGAGAUUGAUGCUGGAACACUCGUGGAUGGAACGAGAGGAGCAAAGGAGGAUGAGAGAAGAAGCACGGGCUGAGAAAAGGGAUGCGCUCCUGACCACUCUGUUGAACAAACUCCUACAAGAUCUAUAGCAGGGGGGAAUCGUGGUCUUCAGUGGAUAGCUGCUGUAGUGGACAUUGUUUUCUGACCGUGUCUCCUCAAUUCUUUGUAGCUCCUGCACAUGUUGACAUAUUGUUCAAAAGAAAUUCUUGUAGCAUUUGUAUUAGGUUCAUAGUGUUCUUCCAGGUUUUAAUUGGAGACAUGUCAGUAUUAUGUUUUAUUGUUGAUGUAAGUAUGACACUGUCAGGUAGGUCCACAGAUCAACUUUUUUGAAUUUUUUGAAAGGAUACUGAUCUCUACUAUAUAAAACAUAAGUUAUUUCUCCUA
Messenger RNA from Phragmites australis (common reed), 1346 nucleotides. RefSeq names its product trihelix transcription factor GT-3a-like. The record is from RefSeq and is a predicted model, not a curated record. The coding region runs from base 254 to 1051 and encodes 265 amino acids. NCBI's taxonomy places the organism in Eukaryota, Viridiplantae, Streptophyta, Magnoliopsida, Poales, Poaceae. The transcript has 2 exons.